Messenger RNA from Synchiropus splendidus (mandarinfish), 3034 nucleotides. RefSeq names its product RUN and FYVE domain containing 1 (gene rufy1). Gene Ontology annotation, biological process: protein transport; regulation of endocytosis. Gene Ontology annotation, cellular component: cytoplasm. Gene Ontology annotation, molecular function: metal ion binding. Lineage: Eukaryota; Metazoa; Chordata; Actinopteri; Syngnathiformes; Callionymidae. The record is from RefSeq and is a predicted model, not a curated record. The coding region runs from base 19 to 2121 and encodes 700 amino acids. The transcript is spliced from 17 exons.
UUGGGAGGGGGGGAAAACAUGGCAGACGAGUCGGAGGAAGUAAACACAGCUGUUGAUGGGGAAGCUACAGAGCGGACAGACGAAACCCCGACGGGCGAUGAGAAUGUCGACGGCCCCACACAGAAUAUGCCUGAGAAGCCGGUGUCGGAGAGCAGUUGGUCCGCCCCACUGCUGUCUUUGGCGCGACGGGCCACGGAGACGCUGAGCAGCGGGGUGAGCUCCUCACUCGCCUCCGCUCCCAGCGCUCCUUCUUCUGAGGCGGAAAACCACUUCCAUAGUCAAGCAAAACUUCUUCCAGUGCUGCCCCUCAAGGACCCGAUGGCGAUUGAAAGGUCCAACCUGCUCAGCAUGAUGAAGCUCAGCAUCAAGGUGUUAAUCCAGUCGUCCCUAAAUCUGGGCAGGACGCUGGACUCGGAUUACCCUCCUCUGCAGCAGUUCUUCAUAGUCCUGGAGCACUGCCUCAAACAUGGAUUGAAAGCUAAGAAAACCUUCAUUGGUCAGAACAAGUCCAUAUGGGGCCCUUUAGAGCUGGUUGAAAGACUGUGUCCCGAGUCAGCCAAUAUUGCCACCAGUGCCAGAGACCUGCCUACCAUCAAAACAGGUUUGGGGAGAGGCAGAGCUUGGUUGCACUUGGCCUUGAUGCAGAAGAAGGUGGCAGACUACAUGAAAGCCUUGCUGGACCGUAAAGAUCUUUUGAGCGAGUUUUAUGACUCAGGAGCUUUGAUGAUGGAGGAGGAAGGGGCCGUGAUGGGAGGACUGCUAGUGGGGCUCAACGUCAUUGAUGCUAACUUGUGUAUAAAAGGAGAAGACCUGGACUCUCAGGUUGGAGUCAUCGACUUCUCCCUUUAUCUUAAAGACUCCACUAAUAAUGAAACUACAAAAGAUGACAGCAAGAUGACGGCCAUCCUGGACCAGAAACAUUACAUCGAGGAGCUGAAUCGCCACCUGAGUGGCACCGUCACUGACCUGCAGGCCAAGAUGGACUCCCUGGAGAAGACCAACAGCAAGCUGAUUGAAGAGCUGACAGCAGCGACUGACCGGAUCAACUCCUUGCAAGAGGAACAGGAGCAGCUGAAGAUGGAGAACGAGACAAUCAUGCAGUCCAGCCAAAAGAAAGAGGAGGCAGCACUUCAGGACAGCCAGGUGGAGCUGGAGACGUACAAGCAGACGCGGCAAGGCUUGGAUGAGAUGUACAACGUGGUGUGGAACCAGUUCAAGGAGGAAAAACGAAUUCACCAGGAGCUGGAGCGCGAGCUGGAGCUGCAGGUGGCUCUGAAGACUGAGAUGGAGGUGGCCAUGAAGCUGCUGGAGAAGGACUCGCAUGAGAAGCAGGACACACUGGUGGCUCUGCGCCUCCAGCUGGAUCAAGUCAAGGCUCUGAACCUCCAGAUGUUCCACAAAGUUCAGAACUCCGAGCAAGAGGCGGCGAAGAAGCAGGCGCAGGCGGAGCAGCUGGAGAAGAAGAUGAAUGAGAUGGAGAAGGCCAUGGCGAACAUGGAGCACAGGCUGAAAAGUUCGGAGCAGCGGCGGCAGGAGAGCGACCUGUCGGACCGAGACAUGCGGCUGGAGCUGGAAGGGAAAGUCCGCUCGCUUCAAGGUCAACUGGGCGACCUGGAUGCACUCAGGGUGGGUCUGGAGCAGGAGCUGCGGCAGGAGCGGGAGCAGAGGCAGAGCCUUCAGAGAGCUCUGCAGAGGGAGCAGGACAACAGCGCCGAGCUGCGCACACAACUGCAGCAGCUGCAGGGUCUGCACACGGAGCUGCAGGACCUGAAGCAGGAGAAGCAGCAGUUGCAGCAGAGGUGUGAGCAGCAGGAACAGGCUUUACAGGAGAUGGGGCUCCAUCUCAGCCAGUCGAAGCUGAAAAUGGAGGAUUUCAAAGAGGUCAACAAAGCUCUGAAGGGUCACGCCUGGCUGAAGGACGACGAGGCCACGCAGUGCAAGCAGUGUCAGAAGGAGUUCUCCAUCGCUCGCAGGAAGCACCACUGCAGGAACUGCGGCGACAUCUACUGCAGCAGCUGCUCCAGCCAGGAGCUGGCGCUGCCCUCUUACCCUCGCCCGGUGCGGGUGUGCGACAUGUGCCACUCGCUGCUGCUGCAGAGAAGCUCAUCCAGCAGCUCGUGACAGACGCCACAUCAGGUUCCUUCUGACUCUGACUGGAAUGUCACUUUUCUCCUUCCACUCUUACCUGAAAUUCAGGCUCGCUCGUGUUUCCCUGGACACUGAUCGCUCCACCUCACUCAUGCCACGCUCAGCUCAAUGGUAGGGCCACCGCUGAUGCAGCAUCGGCAUGGCUCGGCAGAGGGUGUCGGGGUCACUGCCGCUCACACAUGCAUCCACCCAGGGUUCCCAGGCUGUUUUUAGUCCUUCUCACUUCCCUUUUAUUCAGGCUUUUACAUGUGAUAAGCUGAGGCCACGGACCGACACCAACAACUGCACCCACCAAAAGGUCAGAGCUCCAGUAAGAUGGGAAUCAUUGAAACAUUUAAUGGACAAGAUUUUAUCUAUACGCAUGAAGAGGAUCCCGUUCAUCGUUCACCAGUAGGAGUGACUGUUGACGAUUUUCAAAUUUGCAGAAGAGUGACAUUAACAAAAUAACAUUCAAUAAUAAUUCUUGAUACUAAUAUUACAUUUUGGAUAUUUUUUUUCUUUCCCAAAAAUAAACUUCAGGUUCCUCCUUCCUAUUUGCACUCUGGAAUGUAUCCUUAUUCUGAGUGGCUUUUUGUAUUUUCAUUUAAAUUUAAUUCAAGAUCAAGUAGUGCAAUGUCUGAUCAGUGUUAAACUUGCAAGUCACCUUGGCUCAGGCCCUGACUUGGUGGGUCUCGAGUCAUCCCAUCUGUCUUUGCCGUCAACGUUCUGUUUAAAUGUGAAUUCAACACCGUUGUGUCUUUUUGACAUGUGGAUUCAGGCAGAAGUAUUGUACUAACGAUUGUAGAGUCUGUGUUUUAUUGUGAAUUUUCAACGCUACAGAGUGGUUUCCCUGAAUAAUUUGGAUGUUGCGACCUGCUUUUCUAUCACAUUUGAUAAACAAAUAAAA